AUAAAGUUGUAUCACCAAAUAUUGCAUUUCAUGCGAAAAACGUGAAAAAUAACAAUCCCACUGCUGGCUAUACCAUUGUAUUCCCUGACAUUCUCCUUAACCUUGGAGACAGUUACAACACUGACACUGGAGUAUUUACUGUUCCACUUGGAGGCAUUUAUUUGUUUACUGUUCAAUUAUGUUAUGAUCAAAGUAAAUAUAUUGAUACUGGAUUGGUGGUUGAUAACGUUUAUAUGGAUAUUGCACAGUAUCAAGACAACUAUAGCAGUGUUUGCUGUUACAAGUUAACUACAACAGUCUCAGUACAGUCAGGUAACAAAGUUUGGGUUAAGGUGAUAUCUCGAUCGGGAAGCGGUCAGAUUUUACAUCACAGUGACACAUACUAUUGGACAUCAUUCUCCGGAGUUCUUAUUCAUACAGAUUAA
Messenger RNA from Ruditapes philippinarum (Manila clam), 425 nucleotides. RefSeq names its product complement C1q tumor necrosis factor-related protein 2-like. Gene Ontology annotation, molecular function: protein binding. The annotation marks the transcript as partial. NCBI's taxonomy places the organism in Eukaryota, Metazoa, Mollusca, Bivalvia, Venerida, Veneridae. The record is from RefSeq and is a predicted model, not a curated record. The transcript has a single exon.